AUGAGUACUGAAGUUGUCGAACACGUGACGCCAGAUAUGCUGGCGGCGCGCGAGCGCCUGCGCGCAAGGAUGGGCGUCUCCGGCACGCAGACGGGAGGCAAGGGUACCGCCAGGAGGAAGGUCAAGAAAACCAGCAAGGUUGUAGGCGACGACAAGCGCCUCCAAUUCGGGCUACGUUCCAUCGGCGCCGCCAACAUCCCCGGCAUCGAGGAGGUGCAGCUCGUCAAGGACGAUGGCCACAUUUUGGUCUUCAGCAACCCCAAGGUGCAAGCUGCGCCCAACGCGAACACCUAUGUCAUUUCUGGUUUGGCGGAGGAGCGUGAGCUUUCGCUGCCGGACAUAAUUCAGCAGCUUUCGGCGGCUGGAUUUGGCUUGCCCUCCACCUCAAGGAAGGAUGAGGACAGCGACAUCCCCCAACUCGUAGAGGUAUUUGACAGCGUUGCGGAGAAAGACGAGGAGCGUGAGAACAAGAUUGAAGAGGUGGAAGAUGAUGUUGAGGAGGGUGACGACCAGACGGCAGAGGAGCCGGCGGACCAGGAUGUUCAGGGAGACGAGCCAGCUACCGAGGCUCCCCCGAAGAUCGAGGAGAUAAUCGAGGAACAAUAG
Babesia bigemina is the source of this 606-nucleotide messenger RNA. RefSeq names its product NAC domain containing protein, putative. The record is from RefSeq and is a predicted model, not a curated record. Gene Ontology annotation, cellular component: cytosol; nascent polypeptide-associated complex. Bases 1 to 606 code for a protein of 201 amino acids. NCBI's taxonomy places the organism in Eukaryota, Apicomplexa, Aconoidasida, Piroplasmida, Babesiidae. The transcript has a single exon.